Molecule: messenger RNA, 447 nt
Organism: Exophiala oligosperma
Lineage: Eukaryota; Fungi; Ascomycota; Eurotiomycetes; Chaetothyriales; Herpotrichiellaceae
Exons: 1
Coding region: 1-447 (148 amino acids)
Biological process (GO): amino acid transmembrane transport
Cellular component (GO): membrane
Molecular function (GO): amino acid transmembrane transporter activity
Source: RefSeq, a predicted model, not a curated record
AUGAAGACCUACGGAGGGCCUAGUGUCACCUUGCUAUUCCUGCAGAUUGGUAGUAUCAUGACACGGUUCACAGCCGCCUCGUCGGCGAUCUAUGGAUCCUCCAGGGCAGCUUCUGAGCUUGCUGAGCAGAAACAAGCACCUACUGCUCUGCUUGUACGGAAUGAUGGUGGUCGCCCAGUACCAUGUUUUGUCAUUGCUGCUCUCCCGGCGCUUUUGAGCUUCAUAGCGCUGUCGGAAUAUGGCAAGUCCGUUCUCGACUAUGCUGCGGAAUCCUCCGGCACUCCAAUGGUUUUUGUCUCCCUGACUAUAUUCGUCGCACAUCUCAAAUCCUCGAAGGAACGUCGAAGGCGGAGACAAAACUCAGUGAAUAAUUUCCGUGGAGGCUUCAUACGCGAAGCAAGUUCUUGGUUUGGAACUUCUUUUUGCUGCGUCGUGGUCCUCUCCUAG